Molecule: messenger RNA, 951 nt
Organism: Thecamonas trahens ATCC 50062
Lineage: Eukaryota; Apusomonadida; Apusomonadidae
Product: NAK protein kinase
Exons: 1
Coding region: 1-951 (316 amino acids)
Biological process (GO): protein phosphorylation
Cellular component (GO): cytoplasm
Molecular function (GO): protein serine/threonine kinase activity; ATP binding
Source: RefSeq, a predicted model, not a curated record
AUGGGUGCCAUCCUGAGCCUCUUCCGGCGCAGUCGCCCGCGUGAGCGUGUGGUCCUGGCCUCGGGUCGCGAAUGGCGGGUGGGCAAGGUGCUGGCCCGCGGCGGCUACUCGGCAGUCCAUGCGGGGACCGAUGCGACAGGAGAGGAGCAAGUGGCCAUCAAGGUCAUCUCGCUGGUGGAGGGAGGGACGACAGAGGCGGACGUUGAGGGUGAAGUCGCUGCCCAUCGACUGGUCGAUCAUGAGAGUCUAGCUCCGCUCAUCGAUGCCGGCCGCCAUCCUCGGGCACUCAACCAGUAUCUCAUGGUUUUCCCGCGCUACGCCGCAUCGCUCGCCGACUAUGUCCAGAAGCAUGCCGAUGGAAACGCCGAGCAGUUGCCGCAGAGUCUACAGAGGCAGCUGGCUGCUGCAGACCUGGCUGCCCUCUUUCUGCCGGUCGUCCGUGGCGUCGCCGCCCUCCACGCUGCUGGCGCCGUCCAUCGCGACAUCAAGCCGGCCAACAUCAUGCUUGAUGCCGACGCGAGCGCGCACCUCGGCUGGAGACCGGUCCUUAUUGACUUUGGCUCGGUCCGCCCGGUAGCCGUCGACAUCCCUGAUCGCGCCGUUGCCCUCGAGGAGCAGGACCGCGCCGCCGCCCACUCGACCGCCCACUUUCGGGCGCCCGAGCUGUUCGACGUCGAGACCGGAUCUGUGCUCGGCCCGGCUGUCGACGUUUUUGCCCUCGGUGCCUCGCUCUACUCGGUCGCCUUCAUCGCCCUCGCUUUCGACGGCACCUACACCGCCGCGCUCGCGCGCCUGCCUGUUCCGGACAACGUGCCGGCUGAUGCCAACCAGCUCCUGGCCAUCUGCCAGGACGCCUGCGCAGCCGACGUCGCAGCACGUAUCAGCCUCGACGAGCUCGAGGCCCGUCUUGUGGCCGUCAUCGAUGGCUCCGGGUCGGGCGGCGGAGUCUGA